This is a messenger RNA of Diachasmimorpha longicaudata, 2970 nucleotides long. RefSeq lists its product as uncharacterized. NCBI's taxonomy places the organism in Eukaryota, Metazoa, Arthropoda, Insecta, Hymenoptera, Braconidae. Bases 379 to 2916 code for a protein of 845 amino acids. Gene Ontology annotation, biological process: signal transduction. The record is from RefSeq and is a predicted model, not a curated record. The transcript has 16 exons.
CUCAACUGGAUCAGUUGGAUAUAAAUCACGAAGGGAAGAUCCAAACGCCGGAUGCUAUCGUAAAUUUGCACAUGUCAUUUUUAUGAUUUUCUCGGUUCACUGGCACCGGGACUUUCGCCAACUUCAUAAGGUGCCCUUCAGAGCCCAGUGUUUAGGGGCCAAGUCGAGUGUGUUGGUGGAUAGUCAAUGGGAAAUUAGUUUGAGAAAGUUUGUGAAUGUGAAUGAGGGGUAAACAAUUGUUCGCCUGUCAUUAUGGAGAAUUUCGAUGAAGUUUUUGUUCUGUUUGGCUUUCGCUGAGAUUCAGGCCGGAGGGGUUUGUCAGCGGGAUCCAGUGGUGGUUAAAUCGACAAUGAUAGAAGCGACUGUUGAUCCGUGACUAUGAGCGCUGGGCAAACGGGAAUAGCCGAGUUCGGCGCAAAGGCCACAAAUCGACACACGAAACUGUUGAUCUACCUCGUGUGCGCUCAGUUUGUGGUCCAAGUCACUUGUUUUUUCUAUCUUUACGGAUAUAUUACGAGGGUGGACAGCGAGGUACAUGAGAAUCAAAUUUCCCAGCGAGUAGUACGAGAAAAACGAAGUAGCGCACUGCCAGUACCUGAGGAAAACGCUGUAUCGGAAGUAUUCAGGCUACGAGAUGAAAAGGAGCUGGGAAGAGAAUCAAAGAGAGCUACUGUUUUGCCAGACGGGCCCGUCGGGGACACACCAGCACCGCCUUCAGCGUCCAUUGGUGGUGACAGCUGGGUCUGGCUGACGGCUGACACUCGGGUUCCCUUCAACGCAAUGGACGCCCUGUGCCGGAAAUCCGCGGAGUACUGUCCACCGGGAGCACCCGGAACUCCCGGCCUUCCCGGCCUGAUAGGAGACCGUGGACUGCCGGGUAUUCCUGGCCCAGUGGGUCCAGAUGGUCCCCGAGGAUUGCCCGGUCACUCCGGUGAACGUGGCCCGCGCGGUGAAUCCGGACCCACCGGUCUCGACGGCAGAGAUGGAAUACCUGGUGAACCUGGACUCGACGGUGUCCCUGGUAGAAAUGGCGCCGAUGGAUUACCCGGUCGUGAUGCACAACCGGGUCGCGAUGGUACACCCGGUUUACCCGGGAGAAAUGGCACUGACGGUAAACGCGGUGCCAAGGGCUCACCAGGACCUCCAGGACCGGUCGGACCGCCGGGCGCCCAAGGACUGCGAGGCAGCCCAGGAACUCCUGGCCAGGAUGGCAAGCCGGGUAUACCUGGUGUGGUUGCGUGGGAAGUGAAGCGCAGGAACGACAGCAAGUCAACAGAACUUCUCAUAGCACCGUCUAUCAUGGGCGAGGGUUUACCGAAGCCAUUGAUCGCGGUGAGAGAGGGCUCCCAUCUUCGAUUGAAAUGUGGAGCGAGUGGAAAUCCACCCCCUGUUGUUCAAUGGUCCAAGGAGAGAGCUGCGAUACCAAUGGGCUCCUGGCACGUUUCAUCGGUGAUUGGAGAUACGUGGAACAUCACGAAGAUCAAUAGAGAACACAUGGGGGAGUAUACAUGCAUUGCUAACAAUGGUAUCCCUCCGGAGUCUCGUCAUACAUUCCGCCUCGAGGUUCAGUUUCCCCCGGCAAUCAGGAUAUGUCAUGAAAUAAUUCGCGUCCUCCCCACAUCCCAAGCAAACGGUAUUACAAUGGCAAUUUUGGAGUGCGAUGUGGAGGCGUUCCCGGAGCCGUUGACCUGGUGGGAGAAAGACGGGGGUAGAAUCCUGGAUUCCUCAAACAAGUAUCGAAUGGAAAUUUACGACAAGCAUGACAUGUACAAGUUUAAGAUGCGGCUGAACAUAACGAAAAUUGGCGAAUCGGACUAUGGGACGUAUUAUUGUGGGGCUAAGAAUAUCAUCGACGUGACGAUGGGAAAAUUGAUGGUGCAGCAGGGCACAAGACGAAUCGGAAUGGGCUACACCGACGGCCGGGAACGUCACGAGGUUCUUUACGGUGCAUCAGCCCCUGAAAAAAUCGAUUUAGUCGAUCUUUGUCCACCUCAGCAAAAGUGUGAGUCCUGUCCAAGUGUGAAGUGCGGAUAUUCCGGGUCUGGUGGGUGCUUCGACAUAACACGUCUCGUCAGCAAUAUAACUUACACAGGAUUGCCCCACAGGGCAGCAGAGGGAGUGCUGGACCUCAUUGGAAAGCCGGUCUACAAGGGCACGAUGGAUGAUGUUCACGGGUAUUGGAUGUACGAUGCUUUAGCCAAAACAGAGAACAACACGGAAAAUAUCAAGUUCUGGGUUACCCGGAGCAAUAACACGUUUUAUCUCUACGAGUAUAACCGCAGGGAAGAUGUCAAGAAUUCGAGACCCAAAUUACACAAACUUCCGUAUCGAUUCAAGGGCAACGGACACGUCAUCUACAACGGCUCAUUUUUCUACAAUCCCGAGGCUCGACCCUCGAUCUACAAAUUCGAUCUGACUAAUUCCAACAAUUACCCUCACACAAUCCGGGAGCUCGUACUUCCUGGUUUAUCAGUCUGGAGUGAUAACUAUCUGUACUCCUCUGAUCACGAGAGCAGUUUCGUUGAUUUCAACGUCGAUGAGAAUGGUUUGUGGGUGGUAUACGGUUUACCACUGAAUUAUACUGCAGUAAUGAAGGUCGAUGCUGCUCACAUGAAAGCACAGUAUGCUUGGAACAUAAGCCUGGAUCACCACAGAUUCAGUGAAAUGUUCAUUGCGUGCGGAGUACUCUAUCCCGUUCACAAUGUUACAGACUCUGCUAUGAAAAUCAGUUUAGCCCUGGAUUUGUACAGAAAUGCUAUCCUCAGCGUUGAUUUAUCACUGUCUAAUCCAUAUCGCAAGACCACCAUGAUACGGUACAAUCACAAGACGAAGGAAUUAUACACAUGGGACAGAGGACAUCUACUCGCAUAUCCAGUUAAAUAUCAGGAUAACGCAACGUUGACAUCGAUCACUUAAUCGUCGAGUAAAAAUGUAAAAAAAAUCGCUAUUAUUAAAAAUUCUUGAAAACAA